Anthonomus grandis grandis is the source of this 537-nucleotide messenger RNA. RefSeq lists its product as uncharacterized. NCBI's taxonomy places the organism in Eukaryota, Metazoa, Arthropoda, Insecta, Coleoptera, Curculionidae. The record is from RefSeq and is a predicted model, not a curated record. The transcript is spliced from 3 exons. Bases 107 to 481 code for a protein of 124 amino acids.
CAAAUAUUAUGACAUUUCUGUUAAUUUUGAAUGCCGUUAUUUUAAUUUUCAAUCAAAGAAUUUAUAACAAAACUGUUGCUAAUAGGACCUUUCCAAAAGGUUCCUAAUGGAACUUAACGAUAGCCCCAUCGUAAAUCAUGAAUCACUUAACGAACCAGCCUCAGAUGAUAAAACUUUUGGGGGCCUAGCAGAAGAUGUCUAUCAUCUGGCCCACGUACGAAGGCAAGCCCAAGAAGUCAUCGAUGAUCUAUUUUCAAGCAAGAUAAAGCGAAGAGAGGUAUAUCUUAAUGCUUUAGAAGUGGAGCUUGAGAAAACAGAAGACUUAUUAGUACCUGAUAUUGAUAAAUUGUUGGAGAAAAAUGUACCCUCCGCCUCUAAAGUGGCCGAAUAUAGCAAAAAAAUUAAUGAAAAUCAUCUACUACUAAGUGUCAUGGAGAAGAAGAAGCAUUGCCCUGUGGCACAAUGCAUUGCCGAUAUUUGAACUUGAAACAUAUGUAUUUAUUUUAUUGAACAAUAUUAUAAUUAAUAUAAACACAA